AUGAUAUCUGAGAAUGAGAGUACACGAGUUUUGUUGGUGAUUGUGUAGAAUCCUUAAUCAAUAAUACUGCCUCAUUCUUUGUUCUAUCGAUACUUUUCAAAUUAUGGGGAAGUUAAUAAGAUAUUGAUAUUCGAGAAAGGGAAGUUAUGGAAAUGUUUUAUAGAGAUGGCUACUUUAUAAUAGGCCAAGAUUUCACAGUAAUAAUUGAAUGGCUGUUAGUUGUACGAGUAAACAAUAAUGAAUGUUUACUAUUCGACAUUGCAGAGUGUCACAUUUCUGAACAACAAUUCAGGGGGUGUGGAUUAUAAGGCAAUGAAACAAAGAAACUCAACCAAGACUGUGAAUGUUUAUGAAUAAGACUAUUAUCCGAAGACAUACAGUCAACCUUUGAUAACUCAACAGGACACGAAAUUAAGCAUGGCGAGUUUUGGAAAUGAGAGAACAAUGGCCAGCUUAAAUGACAAAUAGGAUUUUCAGGAUUAUAAAAAUGAAUGGGAACCUUCAAAAAUAUAAACAUCGCUGGAAUUUAUAGAUGAUAUAGAUUCUCCUAGAAACAGAAAGUAUGCGUCCUUUAAAUCAAUAUAAUUUGAUGACAAUGAACAUGACCCCAUAGAUGAAGACAUAAUGCAUGCAUUUUCAUCUGAAAAGAACACUUACCUAAAUUCGUAUAUGUUUUCGAUACCAGAAGUAGAAGACAAGAUAAAGAAUCAAGAUAUUGACCCAUACACCUAUGUAUCACCUCAAUUCUUAAGAGAAAAUCAGCCUUCCAAAGUUGUCUAUUUGAGAGGGCUGAUGAGUCAGAAUAUUACACCAUUAAACAUAUUUAAUUUACUAUCAAAUUUCGGAAAUGUGUUAGUAAUUAUUCAUAUCAAGAGUAAAACAUCAGCAUUGGUGUAAUUUGAGAAAUUGCAACAUGCUUAAAAUGCACUUGAUCAUCUAAACAAUCAAGUGUUCUUUGGAUACAAAUUGAAGAUCUUUUAUUCCAAUUAUUAAGAAAUUCAGUUUCCUUUACCAUUCCAAUCCCCUUAAACUCAAGUAUUUAUGCCCAUUCCCCUCUCAAUUCAGAUUUAGUGA
Paramecium tetraurelia is the source of this 1074-nucleotide messenger RNA. RefSeq lists its product as uncharacterized. The transcript is spliced from 2 exons. NCBI's taxonomy places the organism in Eukaryota, Ciliophora, Oligohymenophorea, Peniculida, Parameciidae. The record is from RefSeq and is a predicted model, not a curated record. Gene Ontology annotation, biological process: regulation of RNA splicing. Gene Ontology annotation, cellular component: nucleus. Gene Ontology annotation, molecular function: mRNA binding.